Molecule: messenger RNA, 759 nt
Organism: Penicillium digitatum Pd1
Lineage: Eukaryota; Fungi; Ascomycota; Eurotiomycetes; Eurotiales; Aspergillaceae
Product: N-terminal C2 domain-containing protein
Source: RefSeq, a predicted model, not a curated record
AUGUCCGAAAAGAACGUGCUGGGAAAAAUCAAACUCAAUCUUGCCGAAUACGUGGAAAAAUCCGGGGAAGGUGAAGGGAUUAUUCGGCGAUACCUGAUGCAUGAGAGUAAAGUGAACAGCACUGUUAAGAUCGGGAUCGCGAUGCGUCAGCUAGAAGGAGACCGCAACUUCACGACACCGCACCUGAAAUCUGCCACCGUCUUUGGAGGAAUUGCCGGAGUUGUCCAGUCCGCCGAACAGCCCGUCAACGCUGAUGAAUUUGGCCGUUUGCCGUCUAUUGACAUCAAGAGCCGGGAGAUUGCCGAUAUGCAAGACAUUUAUCGGCGCACUUUAGCAGCGUCAUGGUCUUCUAGAGCCGGCGAUCUGCCUGCUGAUAAGUUCGUUGAAGAAUUGUUUGCUGGAAGUUCUGGCUGGAACAACGAGGCACACAGUGCCGACGCUGACAUCUCAGCGGGUGAUCAUCGUGAUGCUCUAUCGAGUGCAGAGACAGCCCCACGACAAAGCCGCUCCGGGAAGAAGCUGUCAUCCAGUUUCGAACGGCGCCCCAAAAGUACUUCCAGCAAUCGUUCACACAGUAAUAGCAAGACCCCAGACUCUCUUGCCGCGCUUGGACAUCUGAGAAAUGGUGGAAGCAUUGAGCAGCAGUUGUAUGAAGGUGCCAAGGAUCGGGCAUGGAAGGCGCCUGAUACGAAUAACGAGCUUUCAGAGUUCGAUGUGAGAGAAGACUUGCGCAGCUGGGAGAUUGUACCAAAAGAAUGA